UAUAUUAUUAUACAGUUUGAUAAUUAAUACUAUUAUUCUUAAUUUUUAGAUUCUAAUGGUGAAAUAGUAAAUAGUCAGCUUAUAAAUGAAAAUAAAGGUGAAACACAAAGUAACUUUAAUAUUACUACGCCAAUAACUAAACAACCAAUGCUAAAUCGAAAUUUGUUUGAUUGCUUCUCUGAACCCAACACAAAAAAAAAGAUUGCACCAAAUAGUGAUGGUGACUCUGCAGAUAUUCCAUCAAUAUUAAACGUCAAUAAGAUUAAACAUGAUGAUCCUAACAACUACAAUUAUGCUAAACAAUCGCUAAGGAUUUGUACAAACCUGAAAUAUGACAUCAAACGUCUUCAUGAUGGGCAAGACUAUCUAAAAAUGAUGCUCGACAAAAUAUUUAAUCAACUAAAUAAUCAAACAAAUUCAAAUAGUGACAGUUGUUCCUUAAAUCAUUAUGAUAUACCACAUGUAACAAAUGAGAAUGAUUUAAAUGAAUGGGAAGAUACUAUAAAAGACUCAUCAUAUUUGUCAAAAAUUGCUCAACAACUUUCACUUAUGGGUAGCCAUAGUAUAUCAGAAACAGUAAGAAAGUUAAUGCAAAGAUUGUUUUCUGAUACAUUUUUAGUUGACUACUCCUUCAUUGGUUUUAAAGGGAAAAAAACAUUUUCUAAUUUAAGGAGCUGUGAUCUUAUUAAGCUGGCAGUGAGAAAAGUUCCUUUAUUUCAAAAUGCUUCCGAUAAUGAGAUUGAAAAGCCUUUAAAAUCAUUUAUGGCACAAGCCUCAGCUAGAUUGAAAUUAAAGGCCAUAAAAACAAAAGUUAUUCCAGUAAAUACCUACUCUCAAAAUACAGACGCACCUCAUGAAAAAGAUCUAUAACUUAAAAUGAAUACAAAUAAUUCAGUAUUGAAUAUAUUCAGUAUGGUAUAUUUUUAUUAUUUUA
Acyrthosiphon pisum (pea aphid) is the source of this 934-nucleotide messenger RNA. RefSeq lists its product as uncharacterized. The transcript is spliced from 5 exons. Bases 148 to 870 code for a protein of 240 amino acids. Lineage: Eukaryota; Metazoa; Arthropoda; Insecta; Hemiptera; Aphididae. The record is from RefSeq and is a predicted model, not a curated record.